UACCAAAUUCACCCUCAUCAAAUCUCUUAUGUUUUGUUCCUAAAGUUUACCAACUAGAGACGUAGACAAAAUUAUCAUAAAGAUGCGGAUCCAAAUACAUCCUACUAAUUAUUAUAGGCAAUCAUAAUAUAAUAUGUAUAAGAGGAAUGGAUAAUAGUCAAGAAUUAGUCGAACCAUCAAUAAAAGAGCAUUUUUCACUACACAAUGGGCGGCUCUUUGAUACAUGUACAACAUGGCAAUAUCCAUCACUUAUAUUCUAAUCUAUUAUAUCCCCAAAUAAAUUUUUUAUUAUUAUCUAAAAUAAAACAGAAAUUGUCUACCAAUUAUUUAAGGACCAUUCAUUAAAUAAACAAUUAUUCAAUGACCCCUAUGUAACUUUGUUGGCCCAUAUCUGAUCAAUCCGACGAAACAAUAAUUCUUUUUGUGGCGUAUCGAAACUGCUUUGUUUAGUUUCAUCAUCACACCGACGGAUCAGAUAAAAAACUAAAAAGUCACCCCAUCGAAUGGCUCAGAAAGCGCCAAGUAGCCACGGGCGCCGCCUGAAGAACGACCACUUUUCUUUCUUUUUCUCGGCACCACAGAAAAUAUUUAAAGGGAAAAAAAAACAUUAGUUGCGGCCUGCGGACGGUCUUAGUUGUCAGUUGGAGGUACGCCACGUGGGCCGCCCAUUACCACGUUGCUUUGGAUUGGACAGUGGGGCCCAAAACUGAUCCUGUGAUGCCGGCCGUGAUGGAUGGAUGGGCUUUUUGCCUGAUCCAACUCCAAGACUUUGCCAUCGUGCUGUCACGAAGGAAUUUUUUGGUUCCAUAGAUGAACUUAUGCAUCUUCUAUAUUAAUCCGACGGCUUAAAGAGACCAAAGGUUGGGGGUGUUCUUAUUUCUCAAAGCAUUAGGUCUUCUAAGAAAAUAUUUUAGAGAGGUGUUGAGAAGUGGGGUUCUAGGACUAGUAAAAAGUUGAGCCACAUAAUACUUUAGAUAUAUAGGGUUUAGUACGAUCCUAUAAGUUUAGGAUCUCAUACUAUCAUCGAUGUUAGCUCACUUAACGACCCCAAUCAAUUCAAAGUUCAUUAGAUACACAAGUUUUAGUGUUAGUAAAUCUUUAACGACCCCAGUGAGCUCAAAGUCUAUUGAUAGGUAAAAUGAGAUUUGAUGCAUUAAUACGACAACAAAAAAGGGUGUCAUAUUCUUGAUAGGUGAGAUGAACUAUAUGGCAAAGUUGAUCUCUCAAUCAAUAUUUGAUCGGAUCCACUUUGUUAUUGAAUGUGAUCGUCUAAUUAUCAGUGGCGAAACUGUAUGAGAAGUUCAUGAGAGGCUACACUACCCCUUUCAAUAUAUUAUAUGAGGCUAUAAUGUGUGUAUUCAAAUGUUGUAAAAAUAUUAAAAAGUGUUAGAAUUAGCACUAUUCACGAUCCUUUUCUGAUAAUUAUAUUUAAUCUUACGAAACUGCUGUCAUUUCUUCUUUUUAGUCAAUUAUAUCAUAAUAAAUAAUUAAAUAUUGACAUCAGUUAGCAACUUGAAUUUCUGGACUAAAAAAUGAAAUAUGUAGGCACAUACCAAAAAACAAAAUUGAUUAGGAUUCUUGAUCUGUGAUUCAAUUAGCAAGUUUUUUUCUUGGUACAGGAAAGUUCCACAUGGAAGUUGCCCAAAUCGCAUCACGAUGGGGAAUAAGAAAAGGACCAAAAAGAAGAAGAACGACCUUUGGGUUUCCUGAAAGGGUGCUUAAAAUGGAACCCUAGAUUUGGCUGAUUUGCAUUAUUUGGGAUAGGGACACGAGUCUAGUUGGACAAGUGGAGCUGCUUAUCUGGCUGGAUCUGAAAGGUGUUCGAUGAAGCUGCCAAAAGAAUGAGAGUGAGGUGGAAUUCUUUCUUAUUUUCGGUAUAUAAUAAAUAAAUAAAUAAAUGAAAGAGAUUUGGAUUUGGAUUAGGAAUAUUGUCCACCGCAUCAUAGAAUUGACAUCUCCUAUUUUAAGCUUUGCAACCACGCUCUUUUAGUUCUUGUAGUUCAAAUUGAGUAAUCGCAUAUGGUUAGGGGAAGUUACCAGUAUAUGUCACUAAUUUUUCAAUAAGUAAUCGAUUUGAGGAUUGCAAGAUGUAAUUGGUGAUAGAAUAAUAAAUGUAUGGUAAUGCCUUUUUACUAUAGGAAAAGUUUGUAGCGGUUAGGAUCAAUUGAUCUAGCCAAGUAUGAUAGGCUCAUAACGAGCCCAAUAGGACAGGUAGGGUUUAAAAUGAAUCAAACACACAAUCUUAUCAGUCUCAGUCUCACAUCUCAUAGUAAGAUUAGGAGAUGACAAGGGGAAAGCAGUCAAUUGUAAGGUCGAACAUAUCUAACUGUCAAAAUCUUAAUUGAAUCAUUCACUAAUUAAUGAUCUCUCGUUGUCCUCACAAAAAUAACUAUUCAUUAUUAUCUUCAAUUUUUUCAUUCUAAAAUUUUCUUUACUAAUUUGAUGGUCGAAAUUAACUUUUAAACUCCGACCAGUAAAGAACUUAUUGUUCUUGUGGAGCUAAUGCCUAUCAAUAAUCCACCAAGAUGCUUCAUACCCAAAACAGAGCUACAUGCAAGGUGUAGUAGACCUAGAAGAUUGUAGUCUGUAGAUGCAGAUUUCACGUGCAUGCAACAACUAUAAUUAUUUCCUUGAUUUCCAGUUUUCCACAACCAUAUCUGGAAAAAUGAAGUUAUAAGGAAAAGGACCUUUCUUAUUGCAUUUCAUUUUGAACAAAAAUUUAUGUGCUAAAUUCAUCCAAAAGGUCAAUUAAUGACCCCACAAUUUGGAAAGUUACAUUACCAACUACCCUUUUAUAAAAUAAUCAACCAAGCCACUUGUUCCAUUACAACUUGAUCCACCUCCCCAAUUUGCUUCUAAUUCAUCCAAAAUAUAAUUUUAAUGAUAAUUAUUAUAAUAGUAAUAAUAAGCACAAUCAUUACAAAAAAAAAAUUAAAUGUAAGAAUUUUUUGCCCAUUGGGAUCAUCACAAAAUUAAUUAAUAAAGGAAAUGUGGCCACCUUUUGUACCUUCCCACAACUAAACCUUAACUUUUAUAAACUAGUUCAUCUAUUUCCUUGAUCUGAUCAAUACAAGAAUGGAGAAUGGAAUACAAUCAAUACAUGUAUGAAUACAUUACUAAACCCAAUGAGACAAAAUUAUACAAGAUCUAGACUUGCUUACCUUUACACUACUACUAUAUAAGUUCCUGCUCAUUUGGCUCUAUGUUCCCAUUUCUUAGUAUUUUUAAAUCAUGAAAUAGCCUCCACUCUUUCUACUCACCCUUAAGCAUCAUCACCACAAUCAUUAUCUCCUCUGCCUUCAUUGCUCUGCCUGCUUCUGUUGCUGCUCCAUCAAUGGAGGAAGACCAUUUCUGCACAUCCCAAUUGCCAGCAGAAAAGCAAGCACCAGCAAUGGAAGAAAGAGAUCCAGAGAGCAACAGCAGCACACUCCAAGAGCCACUCCUGAAGAGAAACAGAACACUCUCUUCAACCCCAUUGGCAAUUGUUGGCACUAAGGUGUCCCAUAUAGAGAGCUUGGACUAUGAGAUCAAUGAGAAUGAUCUGUUCAAGCAUGAUUGGAGGAGUAGAUCCAAAGUCCAAGUGCUGCAGUAUGUGUUCCUGAAAUGGUCACUGGCUUUCCUUGUGGGAGGCUUGACAGGUUUAAUUGCCACUCUCAUUAACCUUGCUGUGGAGAAUAUUGCUGGGUACAAGAUUCUGGCUGUUGUCAACUUGAUCAAGGAAGAAAGGUAUUUGACAGGGUUAGCGUUUAUGACUGGAGUCAAUCUGGUGUUGACAGCUUUUGCAGCUGUGUUGUGUGUGUUCUUUGCACCAACUGCAGCUGGACCUGGGAUCCCUGAGAUCAAAGCUUAUCUUAAUGGGAUUGAUACACCAAACAUGUUUGGUGCCGCUACUUUGCUUGUUAAGAUAUUUGGAAGCAUUGGAGCAGUCUCCGCAGGGCUAGACCUUGGGAAAGAAGGCCCUCUAGUCCACAUCGGCAGCUGCAUUGCCUCCCUGCUUGGACAAGGAGGACCAGACAACUACCGCCUCAAGUGGCGAUGGCUUCGAUACUUCAACAACGACAGGGACAGGCGAGACAUCAUAACCUGUGGAGCUUCAUCAGGUGUGUGUGCAGCUUUCAGGUCUCCAGUUGGUGGCGUGCUAUUCGCCCUCGAGGAAGUCGCCACCUGGUGGAGGAGUGCAUUGCUGUGGAGGACUUUCUUCAGCACAGCUGUGGUCGUGGUGAUCCUCAGAGCAUUCAUCGAGAUCUGCAAUUCGGGGCGAUGUGGACUGUUUGGGAGUGGUGGGUUGAUCAUGUUUGAUGUGAGCAGUGUGGAAGUGAGGUAUCAUGUGAUGGAUGUCAUACCAGUGGUAUUGAUUGGGGUCAUUGGUGGAGUUCUGGGGAGUCUGUACAAUUAUCUGCUUCACAAGGUGCUUAGGCUGUACAAUCUCAUCAACGAGAAAGGAAAGUUUCACAAGCUGCUCUUAGCCUUAACUGUCUCUAUCUUCACCUCAGUGUGUCUCUACUGCCUCCCAUUCCUAGCGAAAUGCCAGCCCUGCGACCCUUCUCUGCCUGAGAUAUGUCCAACGAACACAAGGUCAGGCAACUUCAAGCAAUUCAACUGCCCAGAUGGGCACUACAAUGACCUUGCAACUCUCCUUCUUACCACGAAUGAUGAUGCAGUGAGGAAUAUCUUCUCCACCAACACUCCAACCGAGUUUCAGCCGAUGUCUCUGGUCAUUUUCUUCAUUCUGUACUGCAUUCUAGGACUGUUCACUUUUGGCAUUGCUGUACCUUCUGGCCUUUUCCUCCCGAUCAUCCUAAUGGGAUCCGCUUACGGCCGCCUGCUUGCACUCGCCAUGGGAUCUUACACCAAAAUCGACCAAGGCCUUUAUGCAGUGCUCGGUGCAGCUUCACUCAUGGCUGGAUCAAUGAGAAUGACGGUCUCCCUUUGUGUGAUUUUCCUCGAACUGACCAACAACCUCUUGUUGCUCCCCAUAACAAUGAUAGUUUUACUCAUAGCGAAAUCUGUAGGGGAUAGCUUCAAUCCAAGCAUAUACGACAUAAUCCUGGAGCUGAAAGGAUUGCCGUUCUUGGAUGCUAAUCCUGAGUCGUGGAUGAGAAACUUCACAGUUGCUGAGCUUGUUGAUGCCAAAGAGCCAGUAGUUACCUUAUGUGGAGUAGAGAAGGUAUCGAAGAUUGUUGAUGUGCUUAGAAACACAUCCCACCAUGGGUUUCCAGUUGUGGAUGAAGGAGUUGUGCCGCCAUUGGGAGUUGCAGCAGCAGGAGCAACUGAGAUACAUGGGCUGAUUCUAAGAGCUCAUCUGGUUCAAGUGUUGAAGAAGAAGUGGUUCCUGCAAGAGAAGAGAAGAACAGAUGAGUGGGAAGUACGGGAAAAGUUCUCCUCGGUUGACCUGGCUGAGAGAGAAGGCAGGAUUGAAGAGGUGGCAGUGACCAGGGAAGAAAUGGAAAUGUACGUAGAUUUGCAUCCUCUAACCAAUUCAACUCCUUUCACAGUGGUUGAAAGCAUGUCAGUAGCAAAGGCAAUGGUGCUCUUCAGGCAAGUCGGGCUUCGGCAUUUGCUUGUGGUUCCUAAGUAUCAAGCUGCAGGGAUUCCUCCAGUGGUUGGCAUUCUGACGCGGCAGGAUCUAAGGGCACAUAACAUUUUGACAGCCUUCCCUCAUCUGGCAAGAUCCAAGAGCAGAGGAAAGCACAACUAAACCUCAAAAUAUCGAGCUUCCUAUUUCCGAAAUAAGAUUCCUAUUCUUUCAAUCAAUUUUUACAGUGGGU
Linum trigynum is the source of this 5768-nucleotide messenger RNA. The record is from the annotation of a GenBank genome assembly. NCBI's taxonomy places the organism in Eukaryota, Viridiplantae, Streptophyta, Magnoliopsida, Malpighiales, Linaceae.